This is a messenger RNA of Quercus lobata, 2404 nucleotides long. RefSeq names its product paramyosin. The record is from RefSeq and is a predicted model, not a curated record. Lineage: Eukaryota; Viridiplantae; Streptophyta; Magnoliopsida; Fagales; Fagaceae. The transcript is spliced from 5 exons. The coding region runs from base 213 to 2249 and encodes 678 amino acids.
UCUUCUCUUAUGUCUCAAUCUCUCUUAAAAAAUUAACAACGUUUCACCUUAUCCAAUCUCGCCUUUUUUAUUUUAAGCAAUCUCUCUCUCAUUGAAAUUAUUUCAUUCUCUUCUCUCUAAAUUUUAGGGCUUGGUAAAUGGAGGUUUGCGUGAUCGAUCGGCAAGAGUGAUUAUUAUUAUUAUUAUUAUUUUAUUUUUUGUGUAUUUAUGAAAUGGCGAGUGGCGGAGGAGACGAAGAAGCCGAUGCGGUGCUCAGCGACGUGGAGGAGGGAGACGAGCCGGUGCCGAUUUCGAUAAAGAGUCCGAGCGCGGAGGAUGUAUCGGUGGAGAGGUUUCGGGAGCUUCUCGCCGAGCUCGAUCGGGAGAGGCAAGCGCGCGAGGCGGCGGAGAGUACCAAAUCGGAGUUGCAGGUUUCGUUCAACAGGCUGAAGGCUUUGGCUCACGAGGCGAUCAAGAAGCGCGACGAGUGGGGGAGGCAGAGGGACGACGCUCUGCGCGAGAAGGAGGAGGCGGCUAGGUUGAACGAGAAGGUUACGGCGGAGUUGGCGGAGGCGAACAAGGCGAGGGACGAUGUUUCGAAGCAAAUCGACGAGUUGGUGAAGGAGAGAGACGGUUUGAGAUCGGAGAUUGGGAAUUCUAACCAUAUGCUCGCGACUGGGAUUGAGAAGAUAUCCGGGAAAGUCAGUAGCUUCAAGAAUUUCGCGGCCGCCGGGUUGCCGCGGUCGCAGAAGUACUCGGGGUUGCCGGCGGUGGCGUAUGGAGUGAUCAAGCGGACGAAUGAGAUUGUGGAAGAGCUCGUUAAGCAGAUUGACGCCACGACGAAGUCGAGGAAUGAAACGAGGGAGGAGAUGGAGCAUAGGAAUUAUGAGAUUGCCAUUGAGGUUUCUCAGCUCGAAGCCACGAUAAGCGGGUUAAGGGAGGAAGUUGCGAAUAAAACUUGUGCUGUUGAGGAUUUGGAAAAGAAGUUAUCUGAGAUUGAAGGAGAGAUGAAGGAGAAAUUGAGUAAGAUGGAGAAUGAAGGUUUGGAGUUGAGGGAGUUAGUUAAUGAGUAUGAUGAUAAGUUGAGGAGCUUAGAAUCGAAGAUGGAAUCGCAGAGGCCUUUACUGAUUGAUCAGUUGAGUCUUGUGUCGAGAAUUCAUGAGCGUAUAUAUGAUGUGAUUAAGAUGGUUGAUGUUAACAAUUUGGACCAGUUCUCGGACUCAUUGUUUGUCCCACAAGAAACGGACACGGAGGAGAACAUACGUGCUGCUUUAGCUGGGAUGGAAUCCAUAUAUGAAUUAACCAAAAUUGUUGUUGAAAAGACGAGGGAUUUUGUAGAGGAAAAGGGUCGUGAAAUCAAGAGUUUAGAUGAAACGGUGGGUCGAUUGGUUAAGGAAAAAGAGCAUAUUGGAUCCUUACUUAGGAGUGCUCUGUCUAAUAGGGUGACAUUGGACCCAUCUUCCAAAACGAAUGAGUUGUUUCAAGUUGCAGAAAAUGGUUUGAGAGAGGCCGGGAUAGAUUUCAAAUUCAGCAAGCUUCUCGGGGAUGGAAAGUCUCAUAAUGACAAUGUGGAUGCGAUGGGGACAGAGGAGGAUGAAAUAUACACUUUGGCUGGUGCAUUGGAGAAGAUUGUCAAGGCAUCUCAGCUUGAGAUCAUUGAGCUGCAGCAUUCUGUGGGUGAACUAAGGGCAGAGUCGAGUUUACUUAAAGAGCAUGUAGAGGCUCAAGCCAAGGAGCUCAACCAUAGAAUACGUCAAAUAGAGGAGCUCGAGGAAAAGGAGAGAGUGGCAAAUGAAAGUAUUGAAGGGCUCAUGAUGGACAUUGCUGCUGCUGAAGAAGAAAUUACAAGAUGGAAAGUAGCAGCAGAGCAAGAAGCUGCUGCAGGCAGAGCUGUUGAACAAGAGUUUGUGGUGCAGUUGUCAGCACUUAAGCAGGAGCUUGAAGAGGCUAAGCAGUCCAUGUUGGAGUCAGAGAAGAAGCUCACAUUCAAAGAAGAAACAGCCACUGCUGCCAUGGCAGCAAGAGAUGCAGCUGAGAAAUCAUUGAAGUUGGCAGAUUUGAGGGCAUCUAGGCUGAGGGAUAGAUUAGAGGAGCUUACCCACCAGCUUGAAGAAUUUGAAAACCGGGAAGACUCAAGGAGGGGCCAAAACAGGCCUAGAUAUGUAUGCUGGCCAUGGCAGUGGCUUGGACUUGACUAUGUAGGUAUCCGGCGACCAGAGACAGAACAACAGGUUUCAAAUGAAAUGGAGCUUUCUGAACCUCUUCUAUGAUUAUACUUUUUCCCCCUUCUGUGUAGUUGUGAUAUUUCAAACUAAAAUAGUAAAGAAAUUGUAGCUUAUAGCAACUUCAUUCUUUAAGAUUGUCCUGUUUGUUGUAAUUUGGUGCUGACUGUUGAUUGAUAAUUUUUGCAAGGAAGCAGCUUCCA